AAAUGCUUGUAGAUCCUGUCCACAUCACUGAUUUUCUCAAGAAGGCCACCACACAUCCCUGAAGCACUUGUCGAGCUUGAGAAAAAUCCCACAACUGAGAACCUAGACUGGUUCUAUGGUCUUCUGGCUGGAUUUGUCAUCUGCACAACUGGGCACAGAAGAGGCGUCAUAUCAAAUAUGACAGUUGAGGAAGUUGGCACUGCUGAAGCGGAUGGUGAUGGCCGGCGGAUAAUCAGAGUAAAAGAGCACAAGACCAAAGAAACAUUUGGCCAUGCACUUGUUCCCCUAACGAAAGACGAAUACAUAUGGUUUCACCGCUUUGUGUACCACCGCCACAGAUACCCUGGUGUAUCAUCACAAUUGGUUUUUGCCAACACCAAUGGAGGGCCUUAUGCUAAGAUGCUGACAUCAUUUCAAGAUGCAUGGAGGAAGUUUGGUAUCCCAGGAAAACCAACCUUCUCUAUGAUUAGGAGCAGCAUCAGCACUUUUAGUGGGAGAUCCUUGGGAACCCAAAGCAAGGUACAAGUCCACCGGAUGAUGUGCCAUUCUGAUGCAACUGCAGCGAGGUUUUAUGAGGCAGAUUUAAACUUGGACGAAGCCUUCAAGUGCCGCAACAAUGCUGCAAAGGCACUUGCUGCGAACAAUAGAACCAGAGACUCUGAGGAAUCUACAACCUCAGAAGACAAUGAAGAUGUGUUGCAGAGAAGAUAUGCUGGACCAAAGAAAAGAAAGUCUAGUCAAAAUGCCACAAGAGAAGAAAUUGUGAAAAAGAAGACCAAACAGCACGCAAACACCAUUGACACAGACAGCAGCAAAGAUGAAAGUAACAAUGAAGUCAGGAAAAUCAUUGACCCGGCAGCAGGAAACACAUCUGGAAAACACCGACAUAAACAGAGUGGCAGGGGAAGAGCAAAAGUGACUACAGAGAGUAGUGAAGGUGAAGAUUAUGAUGAUAACUGUGAACACAUUGACCUUACAGCAGCAGGUACAUUGGGAUCCACCAAAGGUAAAGAUAAUGCUAAAGAAAAGGGAAAAGCCACAAAGGACACAGGACAUUUCUAUAGUCAUACUCAGUUUCUUAAAAACAAGUCUAAAUGUUGGGAAUAUCCUAAAAUUAUCUUAGAAAGAAAUGCAAUCCAAACACAAAUACAAAAAGUUGUUAGACCAAACGAAACAACUGAGGGUGUGAACCAAACACAGACAGAGACAAUAGAUGAAGACAAUGAAGCCUUGAGGCCAGAAAGUUUGAGUGAAAAUGAAAACAGUAUGCAAACAGUGACUACAGAUAACGAAGAAGACAAAGCUGAAGAUUAAAAUGGUCCCUUGUUGAACACAACAGACAUAGACCAAGAAGUUUCCAGUGGAGUAGUGAGAAAAACUACAGAAAAAAUAAAAGGAAUGAGCACAGAGGACAUAGGCCGAGAUAAACAUGGACCACAGAAAAAGACAACAACCAAGGAAAAAUGCAAUUUGAGAUCAGAAGGAACAACAGAAGAAGGAAUGAGAACACAGACAGAGACUAUAGAAAAAGAGAAAGGUUUGAG
Haplochromis burtoni (Burton's mouthbrooder) is the source of this 1544-nucleotide messenger RNA. RefSeq lists its product as uncharacterized. The transcript is spliced from 5 exons. Gene Ontology annotation, molecular function: DNA binding. Lineage: Eukaryota; Metazoa; Chordata; Actinopteri; Cichliformes; Cichlidae. The coding region runs from base 178 to 1314 and encodes 378 amino acids. The record is from RefSeq and is a predicted model, not a curated record.